This is a messenger RNA of Python bivittatus (Burmese python), 3898 nucleotides long. It is a transcript of the gene CASP2, whose product is annotated as caspase 2. Lineage: Eukaryota; Metazoa; Chordata; Lepidosauria; Squamata; Pythonidae. Gene Ontology annotation, molecular function: cysteine-type endopeptidase activity. Gene Ontology annotation, biological process: proteolysis; regulation of apoptotic process. The record is from RefSeq and is a predicted model, not a curated record.
GGAGUGCGCCCACGUGACCAGGGAUGCUCGCCUCUUUUCUUUCCUGCUGGACGAAACCCGAGGAAUUUGAGCGGGAAAGCGCCUUUGCGCCUGGGGCCUAGCGCGGCUGACGCUGCCAAGAGAGGACUGGGACGCGACGGGCGUAGCUGGCGGUGGCUUUCCCGUCGCGCUUCUUAGGCAGGGUCCGAAGCCAAAGGGACGGGAGUGGAGCAGAAAUCACCAGUUUGGAAAGGGAAAGCUGUGAAGGAAACUUGGUCCCAUUGCCUGAAGUUGUUGGCUGUUUUUGGUGUGCUUUUUACUGUUGUCUGAGGGACCUUGAAGUGAAGCACUCUAUUAAAAAGUAUAACCAACUAUAAGCUAUGUUGGUUUGAUGCUGACUUAAAUCACCAAACGUAAAAUUAUUUUUCGGGGGAAAGAGAGAAGCUAUGACCGACAUUUCAAGUCACCAUUCUACUUGUGCUUUUUGAAUUGACUUAUUCGUCUAACAUUGUCAGGAUGCUGGGUGCAUGUGGCAUGCAGAAAUGUCACCAAGAGGUGCUCAAAAAGAACCGUGUAUCUCUAGCAAAGCAGCUAGUGUUGAAGGAACUAAUGGAACAUCUUAUAGAAAAAGAUGUUAUCACUGAAGCAAUGAUGGAGAUGAUACAGGCGAAGUCUGGAAGUUUUAGCCAAAACAUAGAAUUAUUGAAUCUGCUUCCUAAGAGGGGCCCCAAAGCCUUUUCAGCCUUUUGUGAAGCUUUACGAGAAACUAAACAACAGCACUUGGAGGAAAUGCUCCUGACUGCUGUCCCCUGCCGUAGGACUGAGGUUGUAGAGUUGCCUCAUCACUACAAUCAAACGUUCCCAUUUCCAGUGCCUGAAUCCUGUGUCUCUCAGAAAAGAUUUUAUCAGAAUGCAGAGCCAAUGGAGCAUUCAUUAGAUGAUGGAGAUGGCCCUCACUAUCCUCAGGUGAAACUGUGCACUUCAGAAUUUUAUCUCACUCAUGCGCACUUGGCAUACAAGUUGAAAUCGCAGCCACGAGGCCUAGCUCUUAUCCUUAGCAAUGUGCAUUUCAGCAAUGAGACGGAUCUAGAGUUCCGUUCUGGAGGAAAUGUGGACCGUGCAGCUCUAGAUGUGCUCUUCAAGUGUCUUGGGUACCAGGUGCUUGUUCGACAUGAUCAGACUGCCCAGGAAAUGCAAGAACAGUUGGAAAGUUUUUCAAAGCAUCCAGCUCACCGAGACUUAGACUCCUGCAUAGUAUCACUUCUUUCGCACGGAAUAGAGGGUGGGGUCUAUGGAGUAGAUGGGAAGCUACUUCAGUUGCAGGAAAUUUUCAGGCUUUUUGAUAAUGCAAAUUGUCCUAAUCUUCAGAAUAAGCCUAAGAUGUUCUUCAUCCAAGCAUGCCGGGGAGAUGAGACAGAUCAUGGAGUGGAUCAGAUAGAUGGGAAUGACCGGGCCAGUUCCCCUGGUUGUGAAGAGAGUGAUGCCAACAAGAAGGAGAACCCUAAGUUACGGCUCCCCACCUGCUCUGAUAUGAUCUGUGGAUAUGCCUGCCUGAAAGGUACAGCUGCUAUGAGAAAUACCAAACGUGGAUCCUGGUAUAUAGAAGCUCUCACUUCUGUGUUUGCUGAGGAUGCCAGAAACACGCAUGUGGCUGACAUGCUGGUCAAGGUAAAUAGACUGAUCAAACACCGUGAAGGCCAUGCCCCUGGCACAGAGUUUCAUCGUUGCAAAGAGAUGUCAGAGUAUUGCAGCACUCUCUGCCAAGACCUUUACCUAUUUCCAGGGAUGGUUUCUGAGAAUUAACUCUACCGUUCUUUCUCCAAUGAAAUUAUUUCCUGCUAAUCAAUGUUCAUGGAAUGCUCCUGUGGUUGCCUGUCGAUUUCCAUGGUGUACAGUACCUUCCUUCAAGGCUCUUGGUCAGAUGAAUUAAAGCUUUGUAUGAUAGUGAAAAUUUGACUUAUGAGCUAUUGCUUAUGCUACUUGCUUUCUUGUUUCUGGUUUUUAAAACCUGAGAUAUCCUAAGACAUAAAUAAUCCUAAAUUAAUAAUGCCUGGCCAUGCCAAAUUUCUUAUGCUCUGUGCAGAAUUUGCUAAUAUCCCUCUUUAGAGAGGACUUGGCCAUUGUUCAGGGGGUUUUCUCCUCAUGAGCAAAAAACAGAUUGAUGGGGAGCAUUUUAAUAAUUUUAUGUGAGUGUUUAUAGAAAAUGUGAGUUUGACAUUUCAUUUAAUUUUAUAAAGGAAAAUAUGUAAAAAACAUUUUUUAAAAAGUUAUACAAUGAAUUCUUUUUUAAUACAAAUUCAAGUUUGGUUGCCCAGAGCAGGUAGACUUGAAAGGGAACCUUCACCCUAAAAAUCGAGACUCUGCAGAUUAUGAAUGUCAAGUUAGAACAGUAGGCCAGUGCUAAUGUUGCUUUAUGCCUGUAGAUACUCAAGCAGUUACUAAGUUUUUGUUAUAAAACCUUUAUUAUAUGCUUGCUGGUUACUAUGUAUUCUAUUAUGGAAUUUGAUCAUUCGUGCAGAAAAUUGGGAGCAGGACUUGGAAAUAAUCACAAUGAGUUUUUAUUCUCCAAGGUGCUUCUGGUUACAUAAAACGUAUGUUUCUAAGUUGUAAUGGCAUUAGCUUAAUGAUUCCAAAUGUUUAUCCAUAAUAUGUCCUUUAUCCAUAAUAAAAUCUGUUUUAUCUAAUGCAGAUUUGAAAGUAUAUUUAAGUCUUCAUUAGACAACACAGGUAUGCUGCCAUGGAUUAACCUACCUUUGUCCUGUUCCGCUUGCCUAUGUUCUUUGCACCUAUGUUCUUCAGAUUCAUGGUGGGGAGGAAAGGGUUAAACGCUUAUUCAGUGUUUCCUGGAGUCCUGAUCAUUACCUACUCCCUUCUGUCUAUAGCAUUCGCUUGGCUUAAAGGCUUCUGUGCUUGUUAUUUUUAUAGGAUUUUAAAAAUUUCUGUUGAUUUGAAACAGUUUAUGAUUUAACAUAAAUAGGAAGCGCUUUUCAUGUAGAACAGGAAAUAUUUUGCUCUUCUGCUAGAUAGGCUUGUAAGGAUGCCUGGACAGGCACAGGAUAGAAAGCGUAGAGGAACAGUCUAACUCAUUAUUUUUCAGAAUCUAGCUCUACUACUGUAAAUGGCCCCUUUGGUGGGAUCUAUCAUUUAAAGAAUAGGCUUUGGAAGUAAAGGACAACUGAAACAAGCCAGUUUUCUUUAUAUGUGUGAAUAUACUCUUUAGUAGCAUAACAGUCCAGGCACCCAGCAGCCAUAGGUGCUUUAGCAGUAAGAUGGGUGGCCCCUGGAUUUGCUGCAGAGGUUGGGCAGUAGCUCCCUUUCCUGUAUCUGACUUGAAACCUUUGAAAAUACAUUUGGAAUAUUUUGUGCUCUUUUUAAAAAGAUCUUAUUUUUGUAUUUUUAAAAACAAUGUUUCUGCAACUUUCUGCAACCAAGGACUGUAUGCUUUAACCAAAUUCCUCAGACGGAAUCCAUUGCCCUUUAUCGAUUAGUAUAAAUCCCCUUUGCCCAAGAUUUUAAAAAAUAUAUAUUUUUAUACAAUUUUGAUACAUUUUUAAAAAACAGAUAUAAUUUUAGGAAAAUAGAAUGACACAAAACGAACUAAAAAGAGAAAAGCAGAAGGCUGGGGAAUUUGUAUUUUUGCAUUCUCUUGUUACAAAGGUGCUCUUACUCCUCUCCCUCUUGAUAGGCGAGGUGCUGUAUCUGCUGGGAAGUUAAGAGCCAUUUCAGGGCCAGUGGAUAGCUCUGGAUGACCCCUGCAGGGUUCUCUCCCUGGAUAAAAAUAGAAAUAUGGAAGUCUUCUCCAUUGUGUCAAUGCAACUAUUUCCCUGUCGCUUUGAAAAGGAGUGGCCAGUUUUUCUAUCACUGCCUAUAUAUUGUGUAUAAAUUGCUUCCAUGUGCCAAAAUAAAAAGUAAUCUCAUU